AUGGAACUUGUUCAAAAUGUGGCAUCGACCAUGUCCCGAAUCCAUGAUGACAUUGAUGAUGAUAACGGUCCAAAUCUCAAGGUUUCUCUUCUAUACUGUGUAAACUUGCUUGAUGAAUCUGCUGCUGUUAUGAAUUGGACCCUUUCAGCAAUUAAUCAGCAAUCAACUCUAGGUCAAGAACAAUUUUAUGCAACAGGUGAUGCCAUUUCACAUGCGAGAACACUGUUGAAUGGUAGUCUUGGAAGCCAAGAAAUGUGUACCAAAAUUCUUGUUGGUGCCAAAUAUUUCAUGGUUGCAGGGAGGCUCAAACAAAUGACCACAUCCGUUUAUGAUAUCCUAGAUAUGUUGCAAGUGCCACAAUACGCUCCUGAUUUUUCCAGGGCUCCUGGUGCUUCUUUACUUAGUUGGAGUAGAUUCGGCGGCAUGAAGAUUUCAAAGAAACCAAACUUCAUUGUUUCACAAGACGGGAAGGGAAAUUUCAAGAAUAUAAUGGACGCGAUCAAACAUGCACCAAGUCACUCCACAAAUUACUUUGUGAUACUUGUUAAGAGAGGAGUUUACUAUGAGUACGUGAACAUUGAUGAGACAAAGUCGAAUUUUGUGUUGAUGGGAGAGGGCAUGGAUGUCACUAUCAUUUCGGGGAGUAAAAGCGCAGGGGGUGGUCAGCAAACAGUUGAUUCAGCAACAUUUGCCGUCAGGGCCUUGGGAUUCAUUGCAAUGGACAUAGGGUUCGAGAACACCGCGGGACAAGCAAACGGGCAGGCAUUGGCGGUUCUCACCGGCGGCGAUCGCUCUGCCUUUUACCGCUGCAAGUUAUCUGGAAAUCAAGACACCUUGCUAGUGCAAGCCGGCCGUCAAUUCUUCCGAGAAUGCCAAAUCAGUGGCACUGUCGACUUCAUUUUCGGCUAUGGAAAAGCCGUCUUUCAAAACUGCACCAUUUACAUCAAGAAAAAUCAAAUAGGCGGAACCAGCGUACUCGCAGCCAACGGCUGCGGCAGCCCAUCAGACCCAUCGGCCUUUUCCUUCCACCUCUGCACCAUCACCGGCGACCCCAAUGUGGUCACUAAGGACUCCACUCGCAACGGCGCAUACCUCGGUCGGGCAUGGGCGGAUUAUGCACGCACAGUGUUCAUGCAGUCGACCAUACACAAUGUUCUAAGGCCAGAGGGUUGGCUCCCGUGGGAAGGCAGGGGCGUCGACAAAGAGUAUUUCGGAGAGUAUAUGAACAACGGCCCCGGCGCAAACGUUUCUGACCGGAUAACUUGGCCUUGUCAUCAUUUCAUGAGCUCAUCUGAGGCUGACAGAUUUACAGUAGCAAACCUGAUCGAUGGAAGUUCUUGGCUGUCAACUCUAGGUAUCCCACACACACUAGGAUUAGAUGGAUCCUAA
This is a messenger RNA of Argentina anserina (silverweed cinquefoil), 1389 nucleotides long. RefSeq names its product pectinesterase-like. NCBI's taxonomy places the organism in Eukaryota, Viridiplantae, Streptophyta, Magnoliopsida, Rosales, Rosaceae. The record is from RefSeq and is a predicted model, not a curated record. Gene Ontology annotation, molecular function: pectinesterase activity; pectinesterase inhibitor activity. The transcript is spliced from 3 exons. The coding region runs from base 1 to 1389 and encodes 462 amino acids. Gene Ontology annotation, biological process: cell wall modification.